GGCCUGGUGCCCGGGCGGGACGUCGUGUAUCGCAAAGACCUGAGCGGGCGCAUGGCCUAUUCUGGACAGUGCAUGCAGCUGACCAAGCUCAUCAGCGACGCUGCGCUGGGCGGCAUGGUGCUGCUGGGCGCUUCCACGGUGGAGAGGCUGCUGCCACUGCCUAGACGAGACCUGCAGGGCCUCACGCUCUGGCACAAAGGCCGAUUCGAGCUGGAGAACAAGGCGGCAGCAGCAGCAGCCUGCAGCGGACUGCUGCCCAUCCGCACAAUCCAUCACCCUCAUCCCCAUGCCCUCCACCCUCAGCGCCUGACGCCUGCCCGCGGAGUGGGUCCUCAGGACCUCUACCAGGCCCUGUGUGGCCCCUCCCUGGCGGCACGGCAGCUGCUGCUGGAGCGGCAGCCGCUACGGGCGCUGGGGCUGGUGCUGCCGGGGGUGCUGGCGGCGCCGCUGGGGGCCGUGACCCUGGCCAUGGUGCAGGUGGUUGGUCUGCCGGUGCUGGAGGAGUGGAACGAGGGCGUCACGCGGGAGUCGCUGGGUCUGCUGCGAGGGACCGCCCUGGAGCUGCUGCGGGCGGCGGGGGGCUACCCCGUUGUGCUGGAUGGG
This is a messenger RNA of Astrephomene gubernaculifera, 603 nucleotides long. The record is from the annotation of a GenBank genome assembly. Lineage: Eukaryota; Viridiplantae; Chlorophyta; Chlorophyceae; Chlamydomonadales; Astrephomenaceae.